This is a messenger RNA of Anisakis simplex (herring worm), 288 nucleotides long. The record is from the annotation of a GenBank genome assembly. Lineage: Eukaryota; Metazoa; Nematoda; Chromadorea; Rhabditida; Anisakidae.
AUGACCAAUAUAGGUCACGUUAAAAUUCAAAAUACUUCAUCGAUUCACGUUUGCGUUGGCAAAGAGUGGUAUCGUUUCCCGUCGUCGUUCUUUCUGCCGAACGGAGUGGUGGAUCGACGGGGCCGGAAGUGGAAAACCGAACUGAAUUUCGUGAAGAGUGAAUUCGCGGGUUUGCUGCCGAAACCGUUCAACGAAGCGUUCGUAUUGCCGAACGUGACGCGAAUCGUACCCACCGAAAUGAACGAUCUGAACAAAGAGGAGCCAUCGAGGUGGGUUGUGGUUGAUUGA